AUCCCUCCACUCUGCUCCCCCUCUCUCCACUCACUUCUCGCGCUCGCAUACUGCUGCUGCCGGCCACUGCUGCUGGAGUACAGAGUACAGGCUGAAACAAAGAGCGAGAGAGAGCGAGAGAAAGAGAGAGAGAGAGAGAGAGUGGAGGACCAAGAGAAGGAGAGAAAGAGAAGGAAGAGGGAGGAAACGGACUGCUCGCCGACUUUCAGACAGCUGGGAGGACGCAGAGCGCGAGAGGAGAGGACCGAAGUGUGUGUGCGUGUGUGUGUGUGUCGCCGUUUCAAACAUGAACUUUGAACAGGAGUUCUGAGGUGAGCUCUGUGGUCUUCCCUGCCUUCUCUAACCUAGAACACAAGUCCAAAGCCACCCCCCAAUAGUCAACAGACUGCAGAUGGAGGUGGACUCAGCUGAGAAGCGCCUGAGGACCCGAUCCAAAGGAGUGCGAGUUCCUCUGGAGGCUACUGCCCAGGACAUCUUCAGUUGUCCCACGCCUGGUUGUGAUGGAGGAGGGCACGUGAGUGGGAAAUAUGCCCGGCACCGCAGUGUGUACGGUUGUCCUCUGGCUAAGAAGAGGAAGAGCCUAGAGAGGACCUCCCUGGAGCCAGUGACCAAACGGCCAGAUCUCCACUACAGCCGACCAAUGGAGGAGGGGAACCUGGGGGAACUUGAUGAGGAAGAGGAGGAUGAAGAAGAAGAGGAGGAAGUAGAGAGAGAAGAGGGACAGGAAGUGGAAGCUGAUGACGAAGAGGAGUUCUCUGAGGAAGAGGAGGAGACAGGGGAGAUGGAGGAGGAGGAAGAGGAAGGAGACGAAGAGUACGAGGAUGGAGAGAUCGAGGGAGAGCUGGAGGGAGAGAUGGAGGGAGAGGUAGAGGGAGAAGAGGUGGAGCAGAUGGAGGAUGAUGAGGAUGAUGACAACAGUGAAGAGGAAGAGGAUGAGAAUGAAGAAGAUGAUGAUGAUCAUGAGGAAGAUGAAGAGUUCUGUGAUCAGGGUCACACCCAAGAGAGCUGUUACACAAAUGGCGGACAAUCACACGUAGAGAAGGACGUGGACACCAACAACAACAGUGGCGUCGUCGGGGCGACCGGCCCCAACCCGGCCAACGGCGAGGAGUACGAGAACUACGACGAGCUGGUGGCCAAGUCGCUGCUCAACCUGGGCAAGAUCGCCGAGGACGCCGCCUACCAGGCCAUGACUGAGUCGGAGAUGAACAGCAACUCCUCCAACAGCGCCGAGGAGGACGACGAAGACCACGACGAUGAUGACGACGAUGACGAUGAUGACGAGGCGGGGGUUGGGGGCCGUAAGAACGGCGCCCUCAGCGUCGACCUGGACAGCGACGUGGUACGGGAGACGGUGGACUCCCUCAAGCUGCUGGCCCAGGGCCACGGCGCCGUGCUGCCCGAGGAAGGCUACCCACAUGCGGCCACCGCAGGCGACGGGGGUGGGGGUGGCGCUGGUGGUGGUGGAGGUGGUGGAGGUGGUGGGCCUGCAGGGGAGGAGACUCAGGAAGAGGAGUGCCUGAGUAGCCUGGAGUGCUUGCGCAACCAGUGCUACGACCUGGCGUGCAAGCUGAGCGAGUCGCAGCUGCCCACGCCUGACCACGCGUCUCUCCCCCAGCAUCAGCACCAGCAGCAACAUCAUCAUCAUCAGCAUCAACAGCAUCAACAUCAGCAGCAGCAGCAGCAUCAGCACCACCACCACCUCCAGCACCUGCAGCCCGGGGGCCCAGACAGCCACGGCCUCCCGCCACAAAUGCACCUGUACGGGGCAGGCAUGCUGGCAGAGCAGCCUCAGCACCACCAGCAGCAGCAGCAGCAGCAGCACCACCACCACCAGCAGCAGCACCAACCCCUGGAGCGUAGCUACUCGGACAUGGUCAACCUGCUGAAGCUGGAGGAGCAGCUGAGUCCAGUGUCCCACGGCAGCGGUGGCGGCGGAGGAGGAGGGGGGGGCUACGGGGCGGUGGUGCCGCAGCCGCCGCCCGACGAGGACACCACCUCGGUGACAUCCGAGCGCUCGGACGAGGCCUACGACAUCACCAAGGGCAACCUGACGCUGCUGGAGAAGGCCAUCGCGCUGGAGUCGGAGCGCGCGAAGGUGAUGCGUGACCGCUCCGCCUCGGAGCAGGGACCGCUGGGACGCAAGGACCACCACCACCACCACCACCAUCACCACCGCGGGCAUGGGCAUGGUGAGCACAGCCCCCGACAGAGCAGCGGAGCAGAGGAGAGGAGGGCACGCAUGCACCAUGAGGGGGCCAAGAGGGCCUACUACAGCAAAGAUUCUUCCAGAGGGGAGAAGAAGGAGAGCAAGUGUCCGACUCCAGGGUGUGACGGAACAGGUCACGUGACCGGGCUGUACCCACAUCACCGCAGCCUGUCCGGGUGCCCACACAAGGACCGUGUGCCACCAGAGAUUCUCGCUAUGCACGAGAACGUUCUAAAGUGUCCCACGCCUGGCUGCUCGGGGCGGGGGCACGUUAAUAGCAACAGGAACUCGCACCGCAGUCUCUCGGGGUGCCCCAUCGCCGCUGCGGAGAAAAUGGCCAAGGUCCAGGAGAAGCACCAGGGCAGCGACGGGUCCAAGAGCAGCCAGGCUUCUGACCGCGUGCUCAGGCCUAUGUGCUUUGUGAAACAGCUGGAGAUCCCUCAGUACGGUUACAAAACUAACGUCUCCACUAGCACGCCCCGCUCCAACCUGGCCAAGGAGCUGGAGAAGUACUCCAAGACCAGCUUCGACUACACACAGGGCUACGACGCCCAGCAGCACCCCUACGGCAAGAGAGCCCUGGCGCCCAAGACCCAUGGCCGUGACACCUCACCCAAGGGAUACGACGCCAAGCGCUACUGUAAGACGGCCAGCCCAGCAAGCAGCACGAGCAGCAGCUACGCUCCCAGCAGCAGCAGCAGCAGCAGCGGAGGAGGAGGAGGAGGAGGAGGAGGAGGGCUGGGCUGUGGAGGAGGAGGUGGAGGUGGAGGUGGGGGAGGAGGAGGGGGAGGUGGCGGUGGCCGAGGAGGAGAAGGGGGUGAUGGCAGCAGCGCCAGCAGCACCUGCAGCAAGAGCAGCUUCGACUACACGCACGACAUGGAGGCGGCGCACAUGGCCGCCACCGCCAUCCUCAACCUGUCCACCCGCUGCCGCCAGAUGCCCCAGGGCCCACAGGAGAUGCUCCCGCAGAGCCCUGAUGAUGACGAUGUGGGCGGCGGAGGCGAUGACCAGCGGCGGGGUUCUGGGGGUGCGGGCGGAGGCGGCGAGCCGACGGUCCUGACUCCCCUGGAGCCCAUGUCGCCCCAGCGUCAGGCCCUGCUCAACAGCCGCGGCUACCAGAUGGGCACGGCCGACUGCUGGGACCUCCCGCUGGACUACACCAAACUCAAGCACCUGGACCAGGAUGGACACAAGGAGCCCGAUGACCUUGACCCUUUCCAAGACCUUCUGGAUGAGCCCCAAUAUCCUGGAGAGGUGACCAUGCCCAGUCCGAAACACAAAUACAACCCCUGCAAGGAGGCCAAGAAAGAGAUUAUCACCCUCUCCAGCUGCCAGCUGGCAGACAAAGGCAUCCGGGGCGUGAUGUCUGCAUCCAACUCACAAGAUCUGAAGUGCCCUACUCCAGGCUGUGAUGGCUCAGGCCACAUCACAGGAAACUAUGCCUCUCACAGGAGCAGUCUGUCGGGCUGCCCUAGAGCAAAGAAAAGUGGUAUCAAGAUUUUGCACAGCAAGGAAGACAAGGACGACCAGGAGCCAAUCAGGUGUCCAGUCCCUGGGUGUGAUGGGCAAGGUCAUGUGACUGGGAAGUACGCCUCGCACCGCAGUGCCUCGGGGUGCCCCCUGGCGGCCAAGCGGCAGAAGGACGGGCUGGUGAACGGUGCCCAGUUUGCCUGGAAGUCUGGAAAGACAGACGGCAUGUCCUGCCCCACUCCGGGCUGCGACGGCUCUGGGCAUGUCAGUGGGAGCUUCCUGACACACCGGAGUCUGUCAGGCUGUCCACGUGCCUCAUCAGCAAUGAAGAAGGCUCGCAUGACUGGGGUGGAGAUGCUGACGCUCAAACAGAGGCCCAGUAAAGGAAUAGAGAAUGAUGAAGAGAUCAAGCAGCUGGAUGAAGAAAUCAAAGAUCUGAACGAGUCCAAUCAUCAAGUGGAGUCAGACAUGAUUAAACUGAGGACACAGAUCACCACCAUGGAGACCAACCUGAAGUCCAUCGAGGAGGAGAACAAGGCCAUCGAGCAGCAGAACGACUCUCUGCUCCAUGAGCUGGCCAACCUCAGCCAAUCGCUCAUCAACAGCCUCGCCAACAUCCAGCUGCCACACAUGGUGAGAGACAACACACAGUCUCUACACAUGACCACGCUGCCCCAGAAAGAUGUGCCUGUUAGACAUAGCUGCUGUUUACAGACGGCCCAAAGAGAGCCUAUGAACGAGCAGAACUUUGACACGUACGUGGACACGCUGACAGACAUGUACACGCACCAGGACCAGUACCAGAGCCCGGAGAACAAGGCGCUUCUGGAGAACAUCAAGCAGGCCGUGCAGGGCAUCCACGUGUAAGGGUGGGGGCCCUCCUGAACUAACCAAUGGCUGAAGCCGUCACUGAGUCUGAUGGCAGCGUCACCCAAUCAAAUUCAAACAUGUUGAGCAAAACAACAUGAAAAAAAAAGAUACAAGGGAAGAGGACGCAGAGGAGACGAGACAGAUGUAACAUUUAUGGAUCAUUAUUUUAUGGCUGUAAUUUAUCUAAUAAUUUUUGCAUUAUGAACAGUGCUGAUACGCUCUCAAAAUUCCAUAACUAUGAUUUAAUGCCUUGCUUUAAAUGUAAUUACCAAUUGUGGCACUUGUUUUAAACAGCAUUCAUAUUUUGUACAUUUUCAUAUGACCUGACAUAAUGUGAUGUAAUGUUUAUAGCUGCUAAUUAAUGUAUGCACAUUUUAGUGUAUAUGUGUGUUAUUUUAAAAGAUUAUUGACUAAAUGACAGAUCUUGAAAUGUGCAGUAGGGUGGAAUGUUACAGGCUGAGAGUGCAAGGAGCAGUGUUUCAUAGAACCUUUUUUUCCUUGGGAAAACAUGUCUGUGUAUAGGCUGUUUGGUGGUUGUAUAUUUAUACGUUUUGUAAAAACAGAAAAAAGUAAAAAAAGUCAUGAGUGUCCGAGGAAGGCUGUAGGGUCGGAGGAGAAUCCUGUCAGUGGUCAUGCAGGUUCCCUGUGGUCAUGCAGUGUGGCUUUGACAACCCAGAAGAGAUUAGAAAUAAAACCAAACUAUAUAUGAUUGCAAACAUCAUGACACGGAAACUUAUUGGUGUGUAUCCCAUAAACUAGAGUAAGACUGUAACACAUGAGAAAUAUGUUAACUGUUUUGUGGUUUUGAAAUUUCCCAUUCAGACAUGGUCUGAAUAUUAAAUAGACAAUCCAGCAUUUUAACCAUUUAGCUAUAUGGUCAAAAAGUUCAACAGAAUAUUAGCAAUAUGUGACAAUGACUCAAUCAUAUCCUUAGAUAUGGGAUGCAAAUAUUUGGGUAUAUGCAAUUUCAUAUUUGUGAGCGGUACCCGUUAAAAACGAGUGCAUUUUUACUAACUGUAAAGAAUUGUUUUUUUUUUGUAUGGACCUUUCUACAAUCAUAUUUCGAGAAUGAAACACCAAUGGUCGAUUCCAAAAUGAGAGAGGUUUCAUUGCUCUCCAUGUCAGGGUCACCCUGGUUUCCAUGUUCUGAUGUUUUAGUUUAUGUAUGUAUGUAUGUAUUUAUUUAUUUAUUUAUCUAUUUAUUUAGCUGUUGUGGGGUUUUUUUUGUAUGCACUGACAAAGAGAGACUAAGUUAGUGAUGGGGGUGAAGAUGUUGUAAUGAUGUAAUCAGUGGACUGGAUAUACAGGGUUUAUACCUCUAGCGUGUGACUGCACUUGUCCUUCUCCUGUACAUAUACUCAACCAACCAAUCACUCUGCUUACGAGUCUGCAUAGAACCAGGAAGAAUCCAGGCCCCAGCCCAAGUCACCUUUUUGACUUCAGUGGAAAAGUCUGACUCCAACAGAAAGUAAAGUCAGAACAGCAAACGGCUGGGCUUCUGGUCAAGGAUUGGUUCUUCAUAGACUGAUACAUACAUACUGAUGGUUCCAUCAUUGCUAAAAACAUUAUGGCUGCACUUUAACCUCAUACAAACCAGUGUGACACGGGGACUUCUAAAAACUGUAUGAAAUACCACACUCACAGUACAUGAACAUUACUUUAAAUCACUUCAACUGGUGUAACGUUAUUUUUGUUUUUAAAUACUUUUCACAUACAUUUGUUGUGUUAUUCAAGUCUCAUUUUGAUAUGACAAUCUUCAUUUUUUCAUUCCAACUUUACUGCGAGCCUUUUGGCAAGGUGUAUAGGCUCAGGCUAAAACGACCCACCCAUUCAGUAAAUUGUGUGCUCACGGCACCAUUGUGAAAUGCAUUUGGAUGGUUUCCAGUCAAAUGUGCAACAUUGCAACUGUACAAAGUCAUUGUUCAGAAGUCAUUGAAUGUCCAUGGUAGCUCCUGUUCAACCACAAUAGUACAAUCAUAUCCAAUAUUUUGACUGAUAAACGGACGGUGCUGAGACUGCAAGUCAUGAGAAUAUACAAAUGUUCUGCUGUUUGAUAAAUGAAAAAGUAAAUGUGUAUGUGCAACAAAGAGGA
Messenger RNA from Alosa sapidissima (American shad), 6641 nucleotides. It is a transcript of the gene myt1la, whose product is annotated as myelin transcription factor 1-like, a. The record is from RefSeq and is a predicted model, not a curated record. The transcript is spliced from 23 exons. Bases 392 to 4546 code for a protein of 1384 amino acids. Gene Ontology annotation, cellular component: nucleus. NCBI's taxonomy places the organism in Eukaryota, Metazoa, Chordata, Actinopteri, Clupeiformes, Clupeidae. Gene Ontology annotation, biological process: regulation of transcription by RNA polymerase II. Gene Ontology annotation, molecular function: DNA-binding transcription factor activity, RNA polymerase II-specific; zinc ion binding; RNA polymerase II cis-regulatory region sequence-specific DNA binding.